AUGUCUACAAAGUGGAGUGGCGUGUCACUACCCCCAGAGAGUAGUAUGGAUGGGCGAGAAGGAGAAUACGGCACCACACAAAUCAUCAAAUACUCCUUCCAGUACAAUCUCAAAGCUAUCUCCAGAGUCAACAGUUCCCAGUCAAAUGCCAUCCCCAUCAACCUCUACGGCUUCAUCGAAAUGCUCUCCCACUACUACGAGGAGAUCAAAUCGAGCAACUUUGACCUUCCAGAUGAAGCAAUUCAACUCAUUGCCCGCACAAUCAACUUCGCGCGCUCUCGCCUCGAAGGAAACGACGAGAAACAGUCCAUCCAGUCUCACCUCGUGGCCCUCUCAAACCUCAGUAAAGUGAUCGACUCCGGCCACCCUAUCGCUCUUUUCGGCAUUGCAACCUUUGCCAUUUUCGAAGUCUGCUGUGGCUCCUUCGGCAAAUGGACCCGCCAUCUGCAAGGCGCACGGUCACUUCUCGAUCUUCACUGUCGGAAUAAAUCCGAGCUCGAUAAUCUCACUCAGCGCAUACCUGGUCUUGGCGAUGUUUUGGCUUAUCUGGUAUGGUUUGAUGUCACUGGAGCUCUUGUGAGAGAUAGCGGCUUGAUGUUUGACGAUUGGCAUCGUGAGAUUCUUACUCCGGUAUUCUUUGAAUCGGUUGGAUGUCCGCAUGAUACCUUCGGGCUGUUUGUGAGGCUAGCCAAAGGGGAAGCCGGUACUAGUCUCGAUCUGUGCUCCCUGGCUAUGGACCAGAUACUGGCUCUUGACUCGGACUCCAGUGAUCGCGGUCUAGCUGUGACUGUCUUCCGUGGUGCGGGGUCCAUAUUUGCCUUUAGCCAGGCGGGCGAAGAACAUCAUAACGGGUCGAGGAUACAUGCUAACACAAUCUCGUCCAUGGUCGAUCGGGUCUGUGAUGCCAUUACACGUUUGCCCACUACAUCGAGGUACUACGUCCAUAUAGCGACGCCCGCAUUCCUGACGGGAAUCAACGCUUGCACUCCAGCGCAGCGCGAUAUUAUACGAAAUUACUGGCGGAAUUGUCAGUCCUACCUUGCAGCGAAGAAGCGCGCCGAACAGCUCGCUCUCAUCCCUCCGGAAUGGCGCUUUGCCGAAAUACCAUCCGUUGAAUCUGCACCAGAAGCACUUCCGUAUAUUCGCAAAUGCCUGACUUCCGCAGAGCUAGCACUGACAGAAGAAACCGACAUCACCAUCCUUCUUCGAAAACUAUCAUCCGGCGAAUUAUCUUCUUUAGAAUUGACUCGCGCCUUCGCAAAGCGCGCCUCUCUAGCCCACCAACUAACAACAUGUUGCACGGAGAUUCUCUUCGAAGAGGCCUUCGCGACAGCCGCAAAGAUGGAUGAACAUUUCAACGAAACAGGCAAAACCCUCGGUCCACUCCACGGCCUCCCGGUCUCCGUCAAAGACCUAUUCUCCGUCAAAGGCGUCGACACUUCAAUCGGAUGGGUUGGUCUAACCAAUAACCCCGCCGCAGCCGAUAAAUCAGUCGCUCGAACCCUCCGCCGCCUCGGCGCUGUUUUAUACGUUAAGACCAACAUCCCUCAAUCAAUGAUGAUGUCCGACUCCUACAAUCAUGUCUUCGGCCAAUGCGUCAACCCAUUCAAUCGCAAUUUGAUCUCUGGCGGGAGUUCCGGCGGCGAAGGGUCGCUCGUCGCGGCACGGGGUAGUGCGCUAGGCAUCGGGACCGAUCUGGGUGGCUCGAUUCGCAUUCCUGCCAGUUUGUGUGGACUUUAUGGACUGUCGCCUAGUCCUGGGAGACAUCCUUAUGAGCGGGGACAUCCCGGUCAGGAUAUCGUAAGAUCCGUCGCUGGACCAAUGAGUUGUAGUCUCGCGACUAUUGAGCGGUAUAUGGAGGCUUUGCCUUGCGCGGCGCCUUGGGAGUUGGAUCAACAUACAGCGCCGGUGCCCUGGCGAAGAAGUUUGACAUCUCUCAGGCCAAAGAGGUUGAAGAUCGCCUAUUUGGUGGACGAUGGGGUGGUCAAGGUUCAGCCCCCUAUUGAAAGAGCGGUUCAAGAAGUUGUGGAUGCGUUGAGAGCCAUUGGACAUGAAGUAUUCGAAUGGGAUGCUUCUUCUCACGAGUAUGCGUAUGAACUUUGGGAAAAGGCUAUCUUGUCCGACGGGGGUGAGGGGGCUAGAAAGAAGAUUGAGAUGACGGGUGAGCCGUUAAUUGAGGGCAUGCUGGUUGGGACGGAGAAGGAUGUUUUGACUACUUCGGAGACUCAUCAGCUCAACGCCGACAAGUACCUGUAUGAAACAGAGUACCUGGAGCGCUGGGCGUCUUCUGGUGUCGACGCCAUUAUCAUGCCGAUUACGCCCUGGGUUGGAUACAAGCCCUGGACUUGGGUCAAGUCGAAUGCAUAUGUCGGGUAUACCAGUGUCUGGAACUUACUUGGCUAUGCCGCCCUGACUGUACCCACUACGUCUGUUUCUAGAGAGAAAGACAUGCCAAGCCAAGAGUGGCUGGAUUAUAUACCGCGCAACGCUGGCGAUAAGUUCAACAAAGAGCAGUAUGAUGUUGAGCUGGUACAUGGGAUGCCGGUUGGCGUACAAGUUGUCGGUGGGAGAUUUGGUGAGGAGAAAUGCGUUGCUGUCGCGAAGGCUAUCGAACAGGCUAUGAGGUGGAAGAAUGCGGCCAUCUCCAACCUUUGA
Messenger RNA from Penicillium maclennaniae, 2655 nucleotides. RefSeq lists its product as uncharacterized. Lineage: Eukaryota; Fungi; Ascomycota; Eurotiomycetes; Eurotiales; Aspergillaceae. The transcript is spliced from 8 exons. The record is from RefSeq and is a predicted model, not a curated record. Bases 1 to 2655 code for a protein of 884 amino acids.